Messenger RNA from Suillus subaureus, 1498 nucleotides. Its product is annotated as UbiA prenyltransferase. The coding region runs from base 413 to 1351 and encodes 312 amino acids. The record is from RefSeq and is a predicted model, not a curated record. Lineage: Eukaryota; Fungi; Basidiomycota; Agaricomycetes; Boletales; Suillaceae. The transcript has 9 exons. Gene Ontology annotation, molecular function: 4-hydroxybenzoate polyprenyltransferase activity. Gene Ontology annotation, cellular component: mitochondrial inner membrane. Gene Ontology annotation, biological process: ubiquinone biosynthetic process.
GGGCAAGUGUUACAGUACUUAUACUAGAAAUGGAAAUUGCCUCAGUUUCGCAAACUGCCGUAAAUAGGCGCAUAGCAUUCGACAAAGACCUACUAACGUAGCCAGGAUGAUCACAGGAGUGACAGGACACAUACAAUAUACCUGAGUCUCGUUGACAGUUUUCGUUUCCACAUUAAUCCAACUCGGUGCUGCAUGGAGCUGGUGCGCAGGUGCAUUUUUUCCAACGGCACAUUAUGCCACAAUUGGCUACUCAGUGAUUUACACGGCGGUUGCUGAAAAAGCGCUCUGGCCAAACAAGCGGUUACCGGUCGGCGGUAGUACGGUACUGCCUCACAUAGAGUCACCUAUAAAAAAAACGUUGCUACUAGGAUGUUGCUAACUUGUUUUCUUCUGACGUGUCUUACUUGUUGAGAUGCCUUCCAAAACAAGAGCAUUGUUCGAGCUCACCAGGCUCCACUGGUUCCCAGUAGGGUGCGACUUCAUGUUUUGGCCCUUCGGUUGGGCCUUCCUGUCGGCAGCCUAUCGUCUGGCGUUACCGCUGAAUGAAGUUAUUAAGACUACUUUAUUUUUUGCAUUGCUGGGCAUACUGGUGCAUAGCGCAGGCUGUGUCAUAAAUGACAUGCUUGACCGCGAUCUCGAUCGCAAGGUCGAACGCUCACAAGGCAGACCGAUCGCAUCAGGAGUUGUCACUAGGACAGAGGCUUCAGUACUUCUGGUUGUUCUCGUUGCCGCCCUCUUCUACUUGUUUUCAACUUGUGGCACCAAAGCUUUCACACUCGGUGUUGUUGCACUCCCCAUUUGUAUCACGACGUAUCCGCUGAUGAAGCGUUGGAUGAACUGGCCAUCUUUAUUCCUCGGCUUUUCUUCUAGCUGGGCUGUCCCAGGAACGUGGGUUGCAACGACUGGUCAUUAUAAUUGGGGUAUAAUCCUGAACAUAGCAAUUGCAUCGUGCUGUUGGAAUUGUAUCUACGACACCAUUUAUGCAUGCCAGGACAAGAAGGAUGACGAGAAGGCUGGAGUCAAAUCCAUGGCAGUCCAUCUGGGCAGAGCCAUUCGUCCGGUAUUGACUUUAUUUGAUGCGACCUUCUUUGUGUGUCUUUUGUGGGCUGGUUACUUGAACGACCAGGGCCUUCCAUUCUAUUUGAUGAGUGUCCUUGCCCCGUUCCUUCUGUGUCUCUGGCACAUAUGGUCUUUUGAUCAUAAUGAUCCCCGAGACUGCUGGAAAUUUUUCACAGCAGGUCGCCACGGUGGGGCGAUGGUCUGCGUCGGAUUGAUCGUCGAUCUCUAUUUCAAACCCUCAUCACCCGCCGGUGGAAAAUACAAUUUCAUUCAUUUUUUUCGAGCUCUUUGAAAUUUCCGAGUCAAUCUGGUCAGGGGGUCCGUUUCGAAACUUGCAGCAUAAAUACAAAUUGUCCCGUAGAGCCGGAAAGUUUGAUGAAUGUUCGUUUGAUAGUUAAGUCGGAGUAAGCUCCCCGCGUGUGGUCUUCGACCUCAAAGG